Oncorhynchus masou masou (cherry salmon) is the source of this 3955-nucleotide messenger RNA. Its product is annotated as ADP-ribosylation factor GTPase-activating protein 3-like. NCBI's taxonomy places the organism in Eukaryota, Metazoa, Chordata, Actinopteri, Salmoniformes, Salmonidae. Bases 112 to 1749 code for a protein of 545 amino acids. Gene Ontology annotation, biological process: COPI coating of Golgi vesicle. The record is from RefSeq and is a predicted model, not a curated record. Gene Ontology annotation, molecular function: GTPase activator activity. The transcript has 16 exons.
GACGGGUGCCUUUACCCAAGACCAGCACGGAAGUAUUUUUGAUUCACAGGGAAACAAAUUUGCUCAACGCUGCGCUUUACCUAUCAGGUGAAAUUAACAACAGGUGGAAAGAUGUCAGAGCCCAGCAAGCAAGAUAUUGCUGCCAUUUUCAAACGACUACGUUCCCUUUCUACGAAUAAGGCGUGCUUUGACUGUUCGGCUAAGAAUCCUAGCUGGGCCAGUAUCACCUAUGGAGUGUUUCUCUGUAUAGACUGCUCAGGAACACACAGGUCAUUAGGAGUGCACUUGUCAUUCAUCAGGUCUACUGAGCUGGACUCUAACUGGUCCUGGUACCAGCUGCGAUGCAUGCAGGUGGGCGGCAAUGCCAGCGCGAAUGCCUUCUUUGCCCAGCAAGGCUGCACGUCCAAUGCCGCAAACACCAAGUACAACAGCCGAGCCGCUGUGCUCUACCGCGAGAAGAUCAAGACCUCGGCCACGCAGGCCACAAGGCGCUUCGGCACUGAGUUGUGGCUGGACAGCCAGGCCCCCCUCUCUCCAACAUCUCCUGUCAAUAAGGAGGAGGAUUUCUUCAGUAUGCACGCGCAGGCAUUCCCUGAUGAUCGUAGCUCCGCCCAGCCUAAUAUAACAAGCUCCGCCCAGAUGAAUCUAAGCCCCACCCCAGUAGAGGAACCCUCUACAAAAGAAACCGAGAGGGACAAAAACGGUAAUACAGAGGGUCCCAGUGUUGACGUGCUAAGUAUGUCUCCUAAAGAAGCCUUAGAAUCCUCCUCUCUUCUCAAGAAGAAACCAGCUGGGGCCAAGAAAACAUUGGGUGCUAAGAAAGGUGGUCUUGGGGGUAAGAAGGUGAGCAAACAGAGUUUCUGUGACCUGGAGAAGAAAGCACAGGCGGUAGACAAACUCAAUGAGAAAGAUACAGCACCCACCACCAAGAACAGCCCCCAACCAGCAGAGGAAUCCAUUGGUGCCUCCAUGAGACUGGCCUAUAAGGAUCUGGAGGCGCAGCAGAGGAGUAAUACAGAGAAGAUGAAGGGGAUGGGGGAGAAGAAGAAGGAGCAGGCUGAGAGACUGGGCAUGGGCUUUGGCAGCAGGAGUGGCGUGUCUCACUCUGUACUGUCAGACAUGCACACUAUCCAGCAGGAGAGCCCAGUGGGGUCCAAGCAGCCCACUAAGAGCCGGAGGUACACAGAGAAGGAGGAAGAGGAGACUGACGAAGGCUCCUUUACAUCCAGGAUGUCGAUGACCAGUUCAAUGACCAAGUUUGAUGACCCGACAGAAUCCUCUGACAAGUUCUUCUCCAAUUGGAGCGAGACAGGGGAGUCUGGCUGGAGGAAAGAGAGCAGGAAGCCAGAGCCAGACUUCUACCUGAGCACCAAGAGUUCGUCACAGGACGACAGGACCGCAGCCCGGCGGAAAGCAGACCCAGUCCCUGUCUCAGACUCAGGCGACGCCCGCAAGAAGUUUGGGGACGUCAAGGCCAUCUCCUCUGACAUGUACUUUGGCAAGCAGGAUGACUCUGAGUAUGAGGCGAAGACUCGCCUGGAGAGGUUCUCUGGAAGCAACUCCAUCAGCUCAGCUGACCUGUUUGAUGACCCAAAGAAACAGAUGGCCAGCUCAUAUCGUCUGACCAACAUGCUGCCCAGUGCUCCAGACAUGUCCCAGCUGAAGCUGGGGGUCCGCUCUGCCGCCGGGAGGCUGUCCGUCAUGGCCAGCGGAGUAGUCACGUCCCUUCAGGACCACUACAGUGCGUGAGUCCAAUGUGUGUACCUGUGUUAUGACACACACACAACCUGUUAGGUCCCCUGGGUAUUGGAGUCGGUAAACAUCCUUACGUGCGAUGGACAAGCUAAGCCGUGCAGGAGAGGGAGAGAUGGACGGAGAGAGCGAAUUAGCAACAUUGUGUAGGCCAGAACAUGGGCUGUAGCUAUGUGUGUGUAUAUAGCAGUUAUUUGAAUAAAGGAUGAAUUAUCUACAUUGGAGUGAUGUCGAAACAACAUCCUCUAUGAGGUAGAUGUAUGAAGAACACUUAUUUACGCAGCUUAUUAUUUAAUCUGUCCAGGCCUUUGGUUUUGAUAUUUACAUCAAUGGUAUUCAAAAUAAAAUGUUAUCAUCCCAUUGUGGUUCUAAUUGAGGGUGACUUAGGUUUUGGGUUCCUUUUCCCCUGUGCAAUUGUUAUUGAAUCAUGUCAUCUUGGUCACCUUGGUUUUUAUGUAGCUAUUUGCAAUGAAGACAUGUAUUUUUCUACAUGCGGUAUGUAAAUAAUUGAGUUAAUUAAUCUGAUGGGCGUUGUUUUAAUUACCUGCCAAAUGCAGAGAGAUGUUGCCAUGUAGGAUACAUGUCUUAAAUGUUAGGGUGCCUUCAAACCAAAAUGCCUGCGACGCAUUGUGCGUGUGCCGAUUCACUGAAUGUGUGUUUGGAGGUAUGGUGAAGUGGAGAACAUUCGUGUAGCUCUGCCAUUUCAUUCACUUCUAUCCACCUGUACACUGCUCUCUGAAAAAAGGUGUUUGCUGUGCUUUUGAAGCAUUGUUUGCAUUGGUUUGAAAGUGCCCUUAGUCUUGGAAGUGUACUUAUGUCUGUCACUCAUUUUUGUCACUUGACUGAAGGACCAAAUACUCAACCUGAUUUAUUUUGUGUUGUGUGUGUGUGUAGACACACUGGUCGGAUACGGUCCUGUACAGUGUAGCAUGAUCUGGUCUGCCUCUCAUUAGCCAAACAUAUUCCCCAUCUUACUAUUGACUACUCCAUUCAUUCAUCUGAACUGAUGGCAUCUUAAUGUUCUGUCCCAGUACUCUCAAAGGCUGAGUUUAGACAGGCAGCACAACUGAUCUUUUUCUUCUCACUAAUAGGUCUUUUGACCAAUCAAGUCAGCUUUUUAAAAAGAUCUGGUGUGAAAAGAUCUGUGUAUAAAAAAAAAAAUCAGAAUUGGGCUGUCUGUCUAAACGCAGGCAAAUAACCGAUUCUAUUUUCCGUGAUCACAUUAGUUUGUGAGAGGAACACAGGACACCCAUCCAAUUAUUUUACUGUUCUGUGGCUAUGAAGGAAAAGAGAAGGAAAGGAACUCAUGCAAAAGAAAUGGGACGUGGCCCUCUGUGAUCAAGGACCCAUUGGCUGCCCUCCCUAGAGCCUGACUCAUUUCAACAAAAGUUGUACUGUGUGUUUAGUGAAGAGUAAACUCUAACCCUUUGCUGAGCAGAUUCAUUGUAAAUUACCUCUGUGAACUGUGUACCUUGCAGAGACUAUUUAGGGUGUUUAGAGUAUAUUUUCACACUGGGUAUAUGUGGGUUAUAUUUUGGGUGUUUAUGCGUAGUGUGGUUUUGUUAUUUUGAGGGGAUUGGCUAGAAGUCUUUAACUGGAUGUUGCCAGAAGUAUUUCUGGCUACCUAGUAUCACCUACCAAACUCUCAUUUAAUGCAUAUUUUUCUCAUUUUGAUCCUUACUAAUUUGAACUUUUGAGUUGAGAUUCAACACUGAAGUGAAAUAUAUUUAAGAUGCAACGUUACCCAUUUGAAUCUGGAUUUUGUAUAGUGUGUAAUUCAGUGACCAACCAGGGCUUUUGUUAAUUCUCUUUCUACUGUAAUCCAAAGAAUUAGGAUAUAUGUGCACAUGCCCUAAAAAUGACAAUUAUGGGAAGAUCUAGUUUUUGUGUAUUUGUAUUAGAACCUGCAAGUAAAAAAAUGUUACUUGAAUGUACAUCUAUAGAACAGUACCUGAAGCAUUGCAUUAGUUUCAUAAUAGUUUCAAAUACAUUAUGGACAUGAGCUCUUUAGAGAUCCAUUCAAUUUGUGUAAUCAAGGUGUGUAUCAUUGUUAGCUGCUGUGUAUAAGAAACUUUGCUUCAGAAUAAAAAUUAUACUGCACUUGCAUGUCCUCAGUGGCAGACUUACCAUUAGGCAACUCAGGCAGUUGCCUGGGCCUUGUAAACUUGUCAUGAUUCUGUUUAAUAAAACAUCAUUUCUGUUA